Pelobates cultripes (western spadefoot toad) is the source of this 312-nucleotide messenger RNA. NCBI's taxonomy places the organism in Eukaryota, Metazoa, Chordata, Amphibia, Anura, Pelobatidae. The record is from the annotation of a GenBank genome assembly.
AUGGGUCGCAACCGCCGCACGGAGCAGCCACAGACCCCCAAGGACCCACAUCCGAGCUCCCAACAGGGACCGAUGGAUGGUUUCCUACAAUCCCCACGCGGGGCCGCCGGCAGGAACGAGAACCCGGGCCUAACACCGCAGUCGCUGCGGUCCCCUACCUCGAUGGGGGGAGGUGAAUCCUCCACCCUGGACCGCAUAAGCGAGGAGCUGAGGGCCAUGACGGCUGCCAUGGCCAUGAAAGCCGACCUGCUCACCCUCACCACCACGAUCCAAGAUGCCCUGAGAGCGGAAAUGGCCGGGAUCAGGACAGAG